AGUAAGAGAAGGUGAAGAAAUUUGAGAAAAGAAGCAAGGCAAUAGGUUUAAAUCAGUCUUGCUUUUAAAAUGAGUCUGUGGUCUAUGAUUGUAUUCAUAAUGUGUACUGCAAAAAUAGUAAUUAUCUUAAAAACUUAAUAUUGAUAGUCCAAAGGACUGUAAUAGAACAAUGAGCUGAUUAUUAAAAAUAAGAUCUAAAGAGCUACAAUCUGGAAAAGAAAGGCUGAAGAAUCUUCUCUAAUCUUUCACUCUACAGGUGGAUUUCCAAGAGACAGCAAUGGAAACGUGGUCAGUUGAACAGGUCUGCAAUUGGCUGGUGGAGAAAAACUUAGGAGAGCUAGUUCGUAGAUUUCAAGAGGAAGAAGUCAGUGGGGCUGCUCUGCUAGCACUUAACGACCGGAUGAUUCAGCAACUGGUAAAGAAAAUUGGGCAUCAGGCAGUUCUGAUGGAUUUAAUUAAAAAAUACAAGCAGAACAGUCAAGGACUGCGGACUCCUGGAAGCCCCAGAGACACAGCCCUGAUCACACACACUGAACCAGCCCUACAAGAUGAACAAUCCUCCAGUCUAGCCAGCCAUGGGGAGCAGACACCAUCUUUUUAUCCUGCUGAUGACCUAGAUAAUGGACUAAUAGACCAAAGAGUAUUGAAACAGAGAAGAAAUGGGAAGCUGCUUCCAGCCAGGAAUAAAGCACUGCACUGGACCAAGUCCUACAUCUUACCUGAGUUUCCCUACGACGUCAAGUGCAUGUUGGCAGAGCAGAAGUGUCCUGACCACAGCAUGAGAAUAAGGAUCAUCGAGUUUCUCCAGGCUGACAUGACAAAGUAUCUGGAAGGCUCCCUGUAUCCCACCACCAAGCAGUACAAUGACGUGGUCAGUGCCCUGCUGCAAGCUCACCCUUUCCUGGAUGACGAUGGCUGUGGCUUUCUUUUAUGGAAACGAGCUCUCAAAGAUCGUUUUAAGUAUGUUCGAAGACCCAUAGAAGAUGAUGAACAAGUAAUGAAAAAUAAAUGUAAAUUUGGACACCGACGAGGACAAACAAGGAAAUCUCUUGCUGAUAUAAGGCAUGAUGAAAUUAAAAUUGCACAGAUAGAGGUACACAAAGGCAGGAGGCUGGAAUUGAGAACAGAAUCCAGUUUGAACCCAGGCACUCCAACACAAGACACAGGCUACCCAAUCAGCAUCAGAAUUGCAAGACACAGCACGUGCCUCUAGAAGCUUUUGAAACUCACCUGGUAGGUAGGAGGAAGUAAUCCUUACCGACGAAUGUAAAACUUUGCCUUCCCCUACCUGCUGGAGCAGAGGGCUUCCAACUGCUACCCAGAGUGGACUGAGGAGAGCUUUGCAAUGUGUGUACAAGGCAAAGCUUGGAAAUGCUUCCCUGAAAGGGGCAAAGUGGUUUUAUUUGAGACACUGUAAGUAUUCUUUAGCUACUUCAGAGGUCUUUGAACAAGCUUACACAAUAUUCUUCUUAUUUAUAAAGUGGAUUAAAUUGCUUGGGGAGGAUAUCCCAACUGCCAAGUGUCCUCUCAAUUCUAUUUCUAUCUUAACAUGCUACAUAAAAUGAAGAUCCUUGCUCAUUACCUCAAAUACAACAUGUUUGCAUGUGCUGAAGGUGGAAAAGUAUUUCUUUUUGAUCUAGCAUAUUUAUUUGAUAUCACUAGAAGAAGCAAUUUGUCAACUCGGUUUUAUUAGUA
Ochotona princeps (American pika) is the source of this 1695-nucleotide messenger RNA. It is a transcript of the gene SAMD3, whose product is annotated as sterile alpha motif domain containing 3. The record is from RefSeq and is a predicted model, not a curated record. The transcript has 7 exons. NCBI's taxonomy places the organism in Eukaryota, Metazoa, Chordata, Mammalia, Lagomorpha, Ochotonidae. Bases 278 to 1213 code for a protein of 311 amino acids. Gene Ontology annotation, molecular function: protein binding.